AUGAAGUUCAACAUAAAAGAAUUGGCAGAUUUGAGUUUUGGCAAAGCAACUAUCGAAGGGCGCUUACAUCAUAAAAAAAUAAAUAGUUCACAUUCAAAUUCUGGUGAGAAUCUAACUGUUAUGUUAGUGUUUAAAGAAAAAUGGUUUAAAUUAAGAGCAAAUAUCUUGUUUUAUUUUAAUUUAAGUGAAACAGGACAAAUAAAUAAUAACAAGCCUGUUGGUGCCUAUAUUUUGGAAAAUACAAUAGUGCAAUUUGAAAUGAAUUCAGAAGCUCCUUUUUCAUUUUCAUUGUAUUUUAAUGAUGAGGUUGAGAAAAAGCAUUUAUUUUCGGGAAGGUCUCAAGAUAAUAUUGAUAAAUGGAUUGAAGCUUUAAAAGAGGCUAGUUAUGAAUAUUGGAGGUCUCAAUUACUUUUACUUCAAAAAAAGCUUAGUCUUAUAACUGGACAGGAUCCUCUAUUAAUGUACCCGAGAAAUAAAGGGUGUGAAAAUGUAUUUAAAUCCUCUUCUUCAAAAAAAUGUGACCCUGAUCAAAAAUCGAUAAUAGAAAAUUCAAAGUCUCAAUUUUACACAAUAAGUGAUAACAAAUGUAAAGUUAAUGAUGCAGAAACCUUUGAUAGCAGUAAGUUAUGUGAAAUGUCUCCAGUAAGGCCAGCAAGAGGAGUAAAAUUAAAGACUGAAGUAAAGUGUGCCAAGUUAGUGGAUUUAUAA
Molecule: messenger RNA, 708 nt
Organism: Pediculus humanus corporis (human body louse)
Lineage: Eukaryota; Metazoa; Arthropoda; Insecta; Psocodea; Pediculidae
Product: guanine nucleotide releasing protein X, putative
Exons: 4
Coding region: 1-708 (235 amino acids)
Biological process (GO): receptor recycling; endosome organization; retrograde transport, endosome to Golgi
Cellular component (GO): early endosome; recycling endosome; trans-Golgi network
Source: RefSeq, a predicted model, not a curated record